AUGUCUACGAAGUAUCCUAGUACGAUGAGCUGCACUGAGGCCUUUGACCAGCUGAGCGCCUGUUAUUCAGUAGGGGGCCAAUUCCGCAACUACUAUCGCUAUGGUGAAUUCAAUGCAUGCACCCGGCAGCUAGAAAAGUUCAAGUUCUGUGUGCUUCAUGGAACGGACCCUGUCAAGAUCCAGCAGUGGUAUCGCGACCAAGCCAAGUUCAACGCUAUGCACAGAGGCUCUUCAGAUGAAAUAUGGGAGGAGCGCUGA
Lachancea thermotolerans CBS 6340 is the source of this 258-nucleotide messenger RNA. RefSeq names its product Emi1p (gene EMI1). The record is from RefSeq and is a predicted model, not a curated record. Bases 1 to 258 code for a protein of 85 amino acids. Lineage: Eukaryota; Fungi; Ascomycota; Saccharomycetes; Saccharomycetales; Saccharomycetaceae. The transcript has a single exon.